AAAGGAAUGAUCUGUCUAGUGCAAACACCGGCAAAAAUACGUCCCACUACUUUCUGCAACCUAAACGAACGAGAAGUUGAGAAUGGCGAAAAUUAGCAAGUCAAGAAGAUAUACCCUCCAAGAGGCAGUGGAAGAGUGUACUCGGCCACGUGAAAGCGACGAGUCAGAGGAGGAAAUGUCUAAGAAAGACAGUGAAAUGUCUUGCAUCGACUCCGUGGCAGAGGACAUGUUCCUAGAGGGAGGAGACAUUACUCUCGACAAGAAAUGUGAUGUAGAUAUGGAUUGGGAGCCAGCUACAUCUGCACCAGUGAGCAAGUGGCCACAUGGAGUGGAGCAGCAGGACAGUUCAUCAGGUGAGGAGCCUCAUCUUCCAACUCCCCAGAACAGCAGGAGACAAAGAGGUAGAGGACGAGGAAAAGGGAGAGGCUGCAGUCAAGCCAGAUCAACCAGCCCAUCUGAAGAGAGGUGGAAUGAUGUUGACGUUCCAGACAUCACACCACCACAGCCCACCUUCAGACCCAGAAAUGUCCCAGGACCCCAGCUCAUACGUACUGCUACGUACACAGCCCUCCAGUUGUUUCAACUAUUUUUUACCAACUCUGUUUUGAAGACAAUACUUCAAAACACCAACAACUGUGGAUCAACACACCAUUCAACACCCUCUAUCCCGUGGAUUGAUCUGACAUUGCAGGACAUGUUUGCAUUCAUGUCUUUAGUUGUUUACAUGGGUGUAGUCAAAUGCUUUUCUUUCACUGAUUACUGGCGUGGGGGUCAUCUUUAUAGCUUGCCGUUCCCGAGACGGGUAAUGACUGGUAAAAAGUUCCUCAGGAUCUCCCAGUCCCUUCACCUCAGCAGCUCUGUGGGGGAUGCUGCUAAUGAUGAAAGGAGAGGCACAGGAGCCUACGACCGCCUGGGUAAGAUAAAGCCGCUCUACGAGGAGAUGAGGGACUCCUGUAGAAGAAACUAUCACCCUGGCCAGGAAAUCGCCAUUGAUGAGCGAAUGGUUGCUUCAAAAGCCCGCACUGGUCUGAAACAAUACAUGAAAAACAAGCCUGUUCGCUGGGGUUAUAAACUCUUUGUUCUGGCAGACUCCAGGAACGGUUAUACAUGGGACUUUUUUGUUUAUGAGGGAAAGUGUCAGGGAAACAGUGGUAAGGGACUCAGUUAUGAGGCAGUGAUGGAGCUAAUUGAUGUACAGUUGCUGGGCACCGGCUAUAAGGUCUUUGUGGACAAUUUUUAUACAAGUCCAAUCCUGUUUUGUGACCUCCUUCUUAAGAGUAUCUGGGCAUGCGGAACCAUCCGCACAAACAGAAUCGGAUUCCCAAGGUCAAAGGUCAACAUUCUGGUCUCAAAAUCUCCCCUUGGCAGCAUACGCUGGAUCAGGAAUGGCUCCUUGCUCUUUGUUCAGUGGCGAGACACAAGGGAUGUUUUUCUGUGCUCAACUCUCCACAGAAUGGGCAGUGGCAGCUGA
This is a messenger RNA of Perca fluviatilis (European perch), 1471 nucleotides long. Its product is annotated as piggyBac transposable element-derived protein 4-like. The transcript has 4 exons. The record is from RefSeq and is a predicted model, not a curated record. NCBI's taxonomy places the organism in Eukaryota, Metazoa, Chordata, Actinopteri, Perciformes, Percidae. Bases 83 to 1471 code for a protein of 462 amino acids.